CUAGCUUCCCUCCUCUGUCUGGCUCUCCCUCCUCCCUUCUCCAACUGUCCCCCUCUGUCUCUCGCUCGCUUGUUCGCUCACUCACCGCACACACGCUGCACGCACACUCACUGUGUGUGUCUCGUCUGUGCCUGACGCCCCCCCAGUUUCAAAGAAACGCUUGCGCGCCAAAGCUAAGUGACGUGGCAAUAUGGUGAGCAUGAUGAUCGCCGACGAGAAGCCGCAGCCGCAGCUGCUGUCGAAGAAGGCCACCUGCAACAGCCACGGGCAGGACUCGUCCUACUUCCUGGGGUGGGAGGAGUACGAGAAGAACCCGUACGACCCCGUCGCCAACCCCGGCGGCAUCAUCCAGAUGGGCCUCGCCGAGAACCAGCUAUCGUUCGACCUGCUGGAGGCGUGGCUGGAGGACAACCCGGACGCGCUCGGCCUCCGCCGGGGAGGCGCCUCCGUCUUCCGCGAGCUCGCGCUCUUCCAGGACUACCACGGCAUGCCGGCCUUCAAGAAUGCAUUGGCGAGGUUCAUGUCGGAGCAACGUGGGUACAGGGUGACCUUCGACCCCAGCAACAUCGUGCUCACCGCCGGCGCCACCUCGGCCAACGAGGCGCUCAUGUUCUGCCUCGCCGACCACGGAGACGCCUUUCUCAUCCCCACGCCAUACUACCCAGGGUUCGACCGUGACCUCAAGUGGCGCACCGGCGCCGAGAUCGUCCCCGUGCACUGCACGAGCGCCAACGGCUUCCGGGUGACGCGCGCCGCGCUGGACGACGCGUACCGGCGCGCCCAGAAGCAGCGGCUGCGCGUCAAGGGCGUGCUCAUCACCAACCCUUCCAACCCGCUGGGCACCACGUCCCCGCGCGCCGACCUGGAGAUGCUCGUCGACUUCGUGGCCGCCAAGGGCAUCCACCUGGUGAGCGACGAGAUAUACUCCGGCACGGCCUUCGCCGAGCCCGGAUUCGUGAGCGUCCUCGAGGUGGUGGCCGCGCGCCGCCGGAACUCCACGGACGCCGACGGGCUGCUGUCGGAGCGCGUGCACGUAGUGUACAGCCUGUCCAAGGACCUGGGCCUCCCGGGUUUCCGCGUGGGCGCCAUCUACUCCUCCAACGCCGGCGUGGUCUCCGCCGCCACCAAGAUGUCGAGCUUCGGCCUGGUGUCGUCCCAGACGCAGCACCUCCUGGCGUCGCUCCUGGGCGACAGGGACUUCACCCGUCGGUACAUCGCCGAGAACACGCGGCGGAUCAAGGCGCGCCGCGACCAGCUGGCGGAAGGCCUGGCGGCGAUCGGCGGCGUCGAGUGCCUGGAGAGCAACGCGGGGCUCUUCUGCUGGGUCAACAUGCGGGGGCUGAUGCGGACCCCGUCGUUCGAGGGCGAGAUGGAGCUGUGGAAGAAGGUGGUGUUCGAGGUCGGGCUCAACAUCUCGCCGGGGUCCUCCUGCCACUGCCGCGAGCCCGGGUGGUUCCGCGUCUGCUUCGCCAACAUGUCCGCCAAGACGCUCGACGUCGCGCUCAACCGCCUGGCAGCCUUCGCGGAGGCCGCCGCCGUGGAGGGCCGAGGCCGGGGCCCCGCCGCCGCCGCCGCGGCGCGCCGCGUGCUCGGGCCGGCCAGGAGCAUGAGCCUCCCGAUCCGCUUCAGCUGGGCCAACCGCCUCACCCCGGCCUCCGCCGCCGACCGGAAGGCCGAGCGGUAGCCGUGCAUUGGCGACCGCACGUGCCACCAUACCACUGCGUGCUCAGCUUUUUCAGCUCACCGAGUGGUGUGGAGCAAUGUUCAUAAACCAACCACGGCCCAAGUAUACUAUGAUGAUACCGUACCACACGGCAGCAGCAGGAGCACCACAGCAUGAUUAGCAGUAGGCGAUUAGUAGUAAUUAAUCAUCAUUCCUUAUUGGGUUCUUGUAAUUCUGUGUGGGUGGGGGCCGUAUAUACCACGCCGCCAUUUUUCCUCGGAGGCACCGGCGAUAGGUGCCCGAGGGCCACUGUUGUAUUAUUAUUAGGUAUAGGAGCAGGAGCGAUCGAUCUUCCAGCAGGCAUCGCAUCGUGUAUUUUUUGACUGGGAAUUCCCGUGCGUGUCCGUCCGUCCAGGGGCUGGCACGGGGGUCUCCCGGUUGUUUUGGGUGUACGACACGCAGUCACUCUGUACCAUUGUUAUUGUUGUUACAACGAUUGUAUUACUGUUGGAUAAAUAAAUUUCAUCUGAACA
Sorghum bicolor (sorghum) is the source of this 2196-nucleotide messenger RNA. RefSeq names its product 1-aminocyclopropane-1-carboxylate synthase 1. Gene Ontology annotation, biological process: biosynthetic process; amino acid metabolic process. The transcript is spliced from 3 exons. Lineage: Eukaryota; Viridiplantae; Streptophyta; Magnoliopsida; Poales; Poaceae. The record is from RefSeq and is a predicted model, not a curated record. Gene Ontology annotation, molecular function: pyridoxal phosphate binding; transaminase activity. The coding region runs from base 191 to 1684 and encodes 497 amino acids.